This is a messenger RNA of Zootermopsis nevadensis, 2222 nucleotides long. Its product is annotated as AP-5 complex subunit mu-1. Gene Ontology annotation, biological process: endosomal transport. Gene Ontology annotation, cellular component: lysosome; cytosol; AP-type membrane coat adaptor complex. Lineage: Eukaryota; Metazoa; Arthropoda; Insecta; Blattodea; Termopsidae. The record is from RefSeq and is a predicted model, not a curated record.
CACACUGGAACAGGGAUGUUACGCAUGCGCACAUAUCAUUACUUGAAUACCAGGAAUGGAAUGUCAGAAGUAUUUGCUUAUGUCUAACGUGCAGUAGAUAAGAAUCGAAAUUACUUUCGUUGUAAUUUUUUCGUAGGUUGCAAUGAGAUUAAGGGCUGUAUGGAUUAUUGCUGUAAAUAAAGAAGUGUCUCUACCAUUAUUUUCACGACAAUUCUCAACAGUCGAGACAUGCUGCAAAUCAAUGUUUGGAGAUGAAUAUGUUGGCAUCCCUCCAGAUGAAUCAUUUGUGAAGGCUCUGCACACAGAAGUGGGCCUAAUAGAUGCAGGGACAUUUGUUGAAUCAAGAGACAGGUGCAACAAACCUGCUCUGUAUCCAACAUUAGAAGUCAGUUUGAAGGAGAACAAGAGUUUAUGGCCUGUUGUUGUGUUGGAGAACCACGGUUUGAUGUAUUGUGCUAUGCCACUGAUACCACAAGAAAUGGUCACACAGCAAGACAAAUCAGAUAUUUCAGUUGCUGACCUGCCUGGUAUCUCAAUGGCAGUGGAAGCACUCACUGGACUAAUCCAGUGUGUCUCACUAACUGCCAGUAUGACUUCAUUGACCCCAGCAUUGACACUGAAGCUCCAUCAGUUUGUGAACACAUGUAUGCCUUUUGGAAGUGUCAUGUGCUCAAAUCCAGCCCUCAUGUCACAGCUGAUUAAUCCCUUGGGCAAAGCAAAGGCCAAGCAACCAUUAUGGAAUCCAGUGCUGCACAAAGGCAAGUCACAAGUUGUUAUCCAUGUCAAGGAAGAAGUACGAUGCAUGCAGUUCAAUCACAGUGAAGUGAGAGAUGCAAUAGAUGUGUAUGGGUCUGUAAUUUGCAAAUCAGAGGUUGAGGGCACAGUCCCAGAGAUUUGCACCACACUUGUUCAGCCUGGCGGUAAUGGAGGACUGACAGUAAAUCCUGCUGUGUCCAGUGUUGAGUACACAACCACCACAUCACGAUUGAGGUUCCGACCAUGCAAUAACCAGCCACUUUGCCACUACACUUUGCCUCAUCUAACUGAGGCACCAAUCUAUGGGGCAUACAGAUUAAGGCUGAACAACAGUCUGGCAACAUUGUGUAUGCAGCUGCAACUUCGGGCUGGCAUAAAGAACAAUUUCCAACAGCUUGAGGUUCAGUUCCCCUUCCCUGGACUACAGGUGUCCAUCGUGAGGCCGAGUCCAUCAGUUGGGUCUGUCUCUGUACAGUCUGGGAGUACCCUGGUAUGGAACAUAGGCAGCAAAUUUCCUACCAAGUCACUAGGUGCCACACUGAAUGCUGUCUGCAAACUUCGAAGGAAGACCGAGUGUUCGUCUGAGCAGCAAAUUGAUGGAGGAGACGUGAAUGGAUGGGAACAGUACAUAAACUCUUGUGCACUGGUGCUAUUCAAGAUAGCAGACUACACAUAUAGUGGUACAAGAGUGGACCCACAAUCUAUUGUUGUUUCAACAGCACCCAAAGUUCGCUGUUCAGUGACGUCUGAAUGUGUGUCGAGCCAGUUCAAGGUGUGGAACAGUGAAGGAGAGGUGCCUGUUGUGGCAGAUAUGCCUGUGCAAGAGCUGCAGAACCUGCUCAUUAAGUAGCACAGACUAUGUGCUCGUCAUAGUAAUUAACAAAUACUGCUGUUCCAAAAGAGAUUAAAGAGCUGGUGUAUUGUCAUGUAUGAUGAACCAACUGGUUUCUAGAUUCAUAAAAACAUCUGGGACAUCCCUGUUUCAAUCUUGGCCUACACUGGCUGUCCCAUCUAAGGUUUUCCAUUAUUUUCCUUACUCUCUCCAGGCAAAAUGCCAGGAUAGCAGUUUAAAAAUCCUAUCAAACAUCCCAUUAUUCAUUGCCAUAUAAUUUGUGCUAUUGAAAGUAUUAAAUAAACCAUAAAUUAAUGAAUUCAUACAAAUAUUUUAUAGUUGUCACAGGUAUUCUUUAAUUUGAUUUUGAUUAGUCGGCAGGCAGAAAAAAUAAAUUAUUCUUCAUCAGUAUCAAUAAUGACAAGAAUGACAGGGAUUAUGUGAUAUGAAAAAUUAACAUUACAAUAAAUCAAUGAAACUGGAAACAAUAUAUGAAUAUACAAUUUCUGGAAAUAUUUAUAUGUGCAUAUGUAGGAUAAGGGCAGAUAUGAAAUUAUACAGUAUGUCAAAAACCUCUUCAAAUAUAUUUUCAAAUUAUUUACAAAUUUAAUUCAAUAAAUCUUUUGAAAUGUCA